ACUCCUACUAUAAAACGAACCAACGCAGGCCUAGGGUUUCCUUCCUCAUCCAAGUGUACUCCUCGCGCCGCCGCCGCCGCAGUUCGCUUCGCGUGACCGAGAGCUCGUCGGCCCCCGUCCACGCGAGAAGCGAGAGUGCAGCAUGGACACCCAGGUGAAGCUUGCUGUUGUGGUGAAGGUGAUGGGCAGGACUGGCUCCAGGGGUCAGGUGACCCAGGUCAGAGUGAAGUUCUUGGAUGACCAGAACCGUCUCAUCAUGAGGAACGUCAAGGGCCCAGUUCGUGAGGGUGACAUCCUCACCCUUCUUGAGUCCGAGAGGGAGGCCAGGAGGCUGCGCUGAAGCCCUGGUGGUCUUAGUGGUUCUUGUAUGGUUUCUUGGAUGUCGUCGAAUUUGUGCUAUGUUUGUUGAACUCGUGUGACCCUUGCAACACCUGCCUUAAGAGUAGUAAGCCUGAUAAGAUUGCGGUUUUGUUUAAUGAUCCUUGUCGAAAGUGCACUUAUGCUGAGACAUGGUUAUGCUUUGGUAUAUUAGCUCAAUCUAUGCAUGCAUUGAAUACUAGCUGAAUCUCAAGGUUUUGUUCUGUGGUUUGGUCGUCAA
Molecule: messenger RNA, 598 nt
Organism: Sorghum bicolor (sorghum)
Lineage: Eukaryota; Viridiplantae; Streptophyta; Magnoliopsida; Poales; Poaceae
Product: 40S ribosomal protein S28
Exons: 2
Coding region: 143-340 (65 amino acids)
Biological process (GO): translation; ribosomal small subunit assembly; maturation of SSU-rRNA
Cellular component (GO): ribosome; cytosolic small ribosomal subunit
Molecular function (GO): structural constituent of ribosome
Source: RefSeq, a predicted model, not a curated record